Messenger RNA from Hirundo rustica (Barn swallow), 2905 nucleotides. It is a transcript of the gene DHDDS, whose product is annotated as dehydrodolichyl diphosphate synthase subunit. Gene Ontology annotation, cellular component: dehydrodolichyl diphosphate synthase complex; endoplasmic reticulum. The coding region runs from base 648 to 1649 and encodes 333 amino acids. Lineage: Eukaryota; Metazoa; Chordata; Aves; Passeriformes; Hirundinidae. Gene Ontology annotation, biological process: polyprenol biosynthetic process. Gene Ontology annotation, molecular function: ditrans,polycis-polyprenyl diphosphate synthase [(2E,6E)-farnesyl diphosphate specific] activity. The transcript is spliced from 9 exons. The record is from RefSeq and is a predicted model, not a curated record.
GGGGCGAAACGGGGUCCCGGGAGUUGAGGCCUCCCGGCUGCGCCCAGCCGGCCCGGGAAGCGAGGCUCGGCCCUCCCUGCUCUGCCCCGAGCUUGCAGCCCUCUGUGAAGGUCGUUCUGUAGAAUGGCUGUGUAAAACCGCGUGUAAAGGGUUGACUGCCAUUAGCUGUCCAUUAGCAGCCAGCAAUGGAGUUGGGUGUGCUCAGCCCGAGCCGUGCAAGGGGAGCAUUAAGAGCUUUAGGAGCAGCCCGAGGUUCAGCAGUUCCUAGCCUUAAUGUUUUGUGGUUGUAGCUGUGGGUAGGGAUCCCUUCCUGAGGGAGGAGGCAGAGAAAUCGCACACGGAGAACGAACUCGUCAGUGUAACUCGAUCUGCUGCUGCCCCUGGAUGGUGGGAUGAAAUCCAGGUGCUUGGGUCUGCACUGUUUGUGCUGGUGGCACCCAAGCCGUGGUUCUGUAUGAACCAGUCCUGCAGGCUGGAGGAGUCAAGGAUGGUUUUCCUCGCACCAGCCGGUGCAGAACCCACUCUGAUGACACAGCUGGAAAAUUCCAGAGCCUGUUUCUGACCUUCCCCACUGCCUGCUUAUAAAAGGACUUGCACAAACAACGUAAAAGGCUCCAGAGCAGCAAGAAAGGAGCUCUCAGUAAAAAAUGUCGUGGAUCAGAGAGGGCGAGCUGACCAUCAUAGAGAGGUUCUGUGCCAACAUCAUUAAGGCAGGUCCAAUGCCCAAGCACGUUGCCUUCAUCAUGGAUGGCAAUCGCCGCUACGCCCAGAAAUGUCACGUGGAGAGACAGCAGGGACAUUCCCAAGGCUUUGAUAAGCUGGCACAGACACUGCGGUGGUGCUUGAACCUGGGCAUUCGGGAGGUGACAGUUUAUGCCUUCAGCAUUGAGAACUUCAAACGCUCCAAGGAGGAGGUGGACGGGCUCAUGGACCUGGCCAGACAGAAAUUCAGCCGCCUCCUGGAGGAGCAGGAGAACCUGAAGAAGCACGGGGUGUGCAUCCGUGUCCUUGGGGAUCUGCCCCUCCUGCCCGUGGAUAUCCAGGAGCUGAUUGCCCAAGCUGUGCUGGCAACCAGGAACUACAACAAGUGCUUUCUGAAUGUCUGCUUUGCAUACACAUCGAGACAUGAGAUCAGCAACGCUGUCAGGGAGAUGGCCUGGGGGGUGGAACAAGGUCUGCUGGAACCCAGUGACGUGUCUGAGUCGCUGCUGGAUAAAUGUCUGUACACCAACAACUCCCCCGACCCAGACCUGCUGAUAAGAACCUCUGGAGAGGUUCGCCUCAGUGAUUUCUUGCUCUGGCAGACAUCCCAUUCAUGCCUGGUAUUUCAAUCAGUCUUGUGGCCAGAAUAUUCCUUUUGGAACUUGUGUGAAGCUAUCCUUCAGUUCCAGAUGAACCACAGUGCUUUACAGAAGGCCAGAGACUCCUACCUGGAGGAGAGGAGGCGGCAGCAGCUGGAGAGGGACCAGGCUUACGUGACCAAGAAGCUGCAGCAGGAAGGGUGCGCGUCCCACGGAGACUCGCGGCGCCGGCGGACGCUGCUGCAGAAAUGCACGGCCCUGCGGGAGGAGAGGAUCCAGGGCUUCCUGCAGGCCCUGGAGCACAAGAGAGCAGACUUCUUUGAGAGAUUGUGUCCGGUGUCUGCAUGACACAGGUGCUGGGCUCUGGGGAACGCAGUGUUCAGAGGGAGCAGCUGCUGCCCAGAGGGACUGGCUCAGCGGGGUCCUGCCGUGGGCAUCCAGGGCUGCUCCAGGAUCUCCCAUCCCGCUCGCCCUGCCUGGGACAGGGAUGGCUACUGUGAACCCUCCUGGUCUGUGAUGCUGCUGAGGAAGGUGGUGCUGUCUUGUGUCACCUCCCUGCCCUGGUGACAGAUAACCUGCACCCUGCUGGGUCUCUGCUGCUGGGUCUUUGACAGACCAGGUGUUCCGGUGACAAGAAGUUAACUGCAAUGAGCCUCCUCCAGUUCUCUGAUUCCUCCUGAACUGCCCCAGCCAAACCAGUUCAGUCCUGUUAAAUAAGUCUGGGCUCAGUUUCUUUCCAUGGCUUUGCAGCAGGGAAUCUUUUUUUGAGAUGUCCUCUGCUGUCCCAUCAAGAGAGCCCUGCUUUCUGCAGGGAGAGGAUUAUUCCUGGUGUCGGGGACAUUCCCCACUGCCUAAUUGGUGAGAGCAUCUUGUCUUUUCCCCACCUGACCUUGCUGGGUUGGAUGUAUCCACUCCUGGUUUCCAGAGAGCUGAAGGAAGGGUUCCCAGCCUCCCUGUAAAGAAAAAAAACCUGCACCAAAGUUUCAGCAGGUGCUGAGAUCUCUCCUGAGCAGCGUAUGUGGGGGAAAGUCAGGUGCAGAAGGUGCUGGUGUUGGACCACACUGACCUUGGGAAAGGCUCUGAGCAGGCAGGAAAAAAGGAUUGGUUGGGAAUGAACCCUCUCAGGAAGGAAAGAAAAUUGGCUAAACACAGUUGAUGGCUACCAUAGGCCAAACCCUCUGAGGGAAUUCCAGGGAAUGAGGGUGGGCUUAAUUCAGGAAUACAGUAGCCAAAACUAGCCUCUGACCAAGAUGUUUCAGAAGGGCUGUUUGGCUGAUAUUAAUGGGAGUGGCCAGAGCAGCUGUGGAGUAUUACUUGUUCUCAGUUUUCCAUUGGCAGGGAGAUGGACAAGCUGAUUUCCAAGAUUGUUUCCGUCCCCAUGAUGAAAAGAACUGAAAAUGUUUUGAUUUUUUGUUCCUGAUGCACACACAGAUGUGGCAGUACCAGCUGUUGCUGGAUUUGAAAUGUUUCUUCUUACCUCCAGGUGAAAGCCACAAAAUGCAGAUUUAAAAGCCUUGUAAGUGCUGCACACUGAGCACUUGGCCUGUGAUUGUGAAGAGGAGAACUGUGUAGUCAAACUGGGAAUAAAGUAUAUUCAUACCAAA